AACAAUCCUCCUUGAUAAAGAAUUCCAUGGCCCUCCUAUCCUUCGUCCCGGCCAAAAUCCCCAGCCCACCGGCGCCGCUCCCUUCUCUCCGACGAGGGUGUUUCUGUUCUUUAAUCCAUGUUGGCACUAGUUCAGCCGUGCUUCCCGUGAAUUCUCGCGUCUCGAUGUCAUCUUCCGUCGUUUUGGAUCGACAUGAGCGAUCGAAGCUUGUGUGGGUGUGGACUGAGAGCAGGCAGGUGAUGACGGCAGCAGUCGAGAGAGGAUGGAGCACUUUCAUCUUUGGCUCGGAACCCCGAUCCAAAGAACUCGCAAAUGAGUGGUCAUCUAUUGCGUUGAUACAUCCUCUCUUUAUUGAAGGCUCAGAGCUGUCUGAUGCGCAUGGUAGAAGAGUUGCCACAUUCUAUGAUGUUUCUUCUCCACAAGAACUAGCACUACUCCAAUCAGAUGACAAGCAGGCAGAUAAUGCAGUUAUAACUUUCCCGGGAGAAUGGCAGGUUAUACCUGCAGAGAAUAUGGUUGCAGCGUUCCAAGGCUGUAAGAGGGCUGUACUUGCAGUUUCAAUGGCUUCAUCUGAAGCCCAAGUAUUUCUUGAGGCCUUAGAGCAAGGUCUUGAUGGUGUUGUCUUGAAAGUUGAAGAAAUUGGGGAAAUUCUCAAACUAAAGGAUUAUUUUGACAGAAGAAAUGAAGUAAGGAAUCUGUUGGCAUUGACCAAAGCCACUGUUACACGGGUAGAAGUAGUUGGAAUGGGCGAUCGGGUGUGUGUUGAUCUUUGCAGUCUUAUGCAACCGGGUGAAGGCCUUCUGGUUGGUUCUUUUGCUAGAGGACUUUUCUUGGUCCACUCAGAAUGCUUAGAGUCAAAUUACAUUGCUAGCAGGCCCUUCCGGGUGAAUGCGGGGCCAGUGCAUGCCUAUGUUGCAGUUCCAGGGGGAAAGACUUGCUACCUAUCAGAGUUGCAGGCAGGGAAAGAGGUAAUAGUGGUUGACCAAAGUGGUUUGCAACGGACAGCAAUUGUGGGGCGUGUGAAAAUAGAAUCAAGACCACUUAUCCUUGUAGAGGCAAAGGAGAACUCAGGUCAUGAGACCUACAGCAUCUUUCUACAGAAUGCAGAAACUGUUGGCUUAGUGUGCCCAUAUGAAGUAGACAAGACUACAAAGACAGCAAUUCCAGUAACCUCGCUAAAAGUUGGAGACAAUGUCAUGUUAAGAAUACAAGGUGGUGCCCGUCAUACUGGAAUAGAAAUCCAAGAAUUCAUUCUUGAAAAAUGAAUUACAUGGGUCAGGGUUGUUCCUGCCAUGAAUGAGUGUAUUGCAUGGGAAGAAGGAAAAUUUUUGUUGUACCAUACUUCGAACAAAUAAAUUCAGGUAAUGAUAUGUAUACUUCAUACAAUAUGUUUUAGUGUCACUAUUAUCAAAUGGAAAAAUUGGUGCUAAUUU
Molecule: messenger RNA, 1433 nt
Organism: Phoenix dactylifera (date palm)
Lineage: Eukaryota; Viridiplantae; Streptophyta; Magnoliopsida; Arecales; Arecaceae
Product: 3-dehydroquinate synthase
Biological process (GO): aromatic amino acid biosynthetic process
Molecular function (GO): 3-dehydroquinate synthase activity; oxidoreductase activity
Source: RefSeq, a predicted model, not a curated record